AUGUACCUCUUUAAGAGAAUCUCGAAGUUCUACACUGCCAUAGAAACCGCCGAGUUGGCUGUCAAUUUGAUCAACAAGGACAUCUUCUGGUGUUUCUGUGAUUGGCUUCACUUGCCCAAAGCGCUUACUUUGUGA
Messenger RNA from Haemonchus placei, 135 nucleotides. Lineage: Eukaryota; Metazoa; Nematoda; Chromadorea; Rhabditida; Trichostrongylidae. The record is from the annotation of a GenBank genome assembly.